AGCUAUGCUAGGAGUCCCGCAAUUCCUCCGCAAUUCGACGAACAAGUCGACUGUAGGAAUGAGCAUAGCCAUGGUGCUGAUGUGGACCGUGGGCGACGUAUUCAAAACGUGCUACUUCGUUUUGAGGGAUACCCCAGUGCAGUUUCAGGUGUGCGGUGCCGUGCAAGUCACGAUCGACAUUGCCAUUUUAGCCCAAGUGUACCUCUACAAGACUAAUAAUAAUGUACAUACAAGAGCCCCAACGAGAUCGGAUUGAAGAAUCAUUUCUGGCGUGCCCAACUGAGAUAUCCACCGAAAGCAAAACUUCCCGAACAACUAUAUUUCGCCUAGGUCUAAAUAUACAGAUUUUUAACGUUUUAAUGGUGAUUUUUUUAAUGGUGAUCAAAUGGAAUAAGAAAGAAGCUAUAUUUUUAUACUGAUCAUUGCAUCGCAAAAGGACACGUUUGUAUGUAUUUAGGUUUCCUAAUAUUUACCAAACAAAGUGCAGUUAGUAUUUUGAUAUACGAAUGAACGAUUUUAGCGUCUAUCCAUAUUUAAUAUAUAAAAAUGCAAUAUAUGUGUUAUUCUUUUAUAAAAUUCAUAUCACAUUCAUUACAUUAUUCGACGCGCAAUCUAUGCCAAAUGUAAUCAUCUGUUCCUCAUUUUACGUUUAAAUAUAAUAUUUAUAUCUUAUUGAA
Molecule: messenger RNA, 677 nt
Organism: Wasmannia auropunctata (little fire ant)
Lineage: Eukaryota; Metazoa; Arthropoda; Insecta; Hymenoptera; Formicidae
Product: PQ-loop repeat-containing protein 1-like
Exons: 2
Coding region: 5-256 (83 amino acids)
Biological process (GO): retrograde transport, endosome to Golgi; phospholipid translocation
Cellular component (GO): endosome; trans-Golgi network
Source: RefSeq, a predicted model, not a curated record